Paramecium sonneborni is the source of this 927-nucleotide messenger RNA. The record is from the annotation of a GenBank genome assembly. Lineage: Eukaryota; Ciliophora; Oligohymenophorea; Peniculida; Parameciidae.
AUGAUAUUACCACCUUCAGAUCAAAUACUUCAUUCAGUGUAAUCAAAAUAAUGGUUUAACUCUCGAUGUUAAUCUAAAGUUAAAUUGUAAUAUUUGAAAUCAUCACGUGAAAUUAUGAACGAUAAUGUUGUCACAAACACAUUUCGUCUAAUUGAUAAAGAUUAAUCAUGUAAUUCUAUUCAAUCUUAUUUGAAGAGACACUUGAAAUCGAAGAAUUGUACUCUAUGUUUCUUAAGAAUGGUUAUCCAAUAAAUAUUAAUUUGCUUAGAGGCUUUUUUGAGAAAGCAGAUAAAGACAAUAACAGUACUUAAAUUUCUAUAUGUUUUAGAAUCAAUUGAGUUAGAAGAAUUUAAGCAUGUUAUGUAUGAUGAAUAAGCUAUUCAAUGUAAUUUGCCUUACUUAAUUAGCUUUUAGAGAAAUGAUGAGAAAAAUGAGAGAAUAAGCCAAAGAAUCAAACUAUUACUCUACUGACUUUGUUAGAUUAUUGAGAUAUCUCUCUUAUUGUUAAGAUAGAAAUGCUCUUUAAUUCUAAAUUAAUGUAUGCCAUCUUCCAUUACCUAGAAUCACAGACUAUCAGUUGAAAAGAGAUCAAAAUUAGUAUCUCAAUUGAUUGAGCUCAAUCAUCAAUAUAAUUAAGAUUAAUAAAUUACAGAUGAAUAGUUACAACCAAGACCCUAUAAAAAAUAUACUAAUGAAAAGAAAACUUUGCCACCUCUAAAUAAACAUUAUGUUGGUAAUUCAAAUCCAUCUUCCAUCAUUCAAUCCUAAUUUAAAUUGAACUUAAGUGAUCUUCAUAAGAAUUCGAUCUUAUCCUUACCCUCUUACAAAUCCCCUCAAAACACUGACAGAAGUAUCAAGUAACAUACACAGAAAUAUCAAAGUUAUCUUAGAAUCAACAAUAAAAUAUUUGGCAUUAAUAAAAAAUGA